UCGUUAGAACACCGAGUCAGCUCAGACCCCGAAGCCCGCAUUUCGUUGCCGAAGCUUAGCGCAUCCCACGCUGAGAUGUCUGAAGAAGACGUCGCCCAAUUCCUUCCCCGACACGGACGCAUGGCUGACAAUUAGGGCCGGAAGAUCCAUCGGACGAGGCGAGGCGAGGCGGGAGCAUGACGGGCGAGCCACCCGAUGAGGAUGGGCUCAAUAGUGCGGACGGCACAGGUGACGGCGAUCCGCGCCGUGUCCCCGAUCCGCCGAGCUACAGGGGGAAGUCUUGUAAGGGCUGCCUCUAUUAUUCCUCGCGCCUAAAGUCCGACGGCCACAAUCCCGUCUGCGUUGGCAUCGGUCGGACUCUUCCACAAGUACCUAACUCCAUCAUUGGUGAUUCUGAAACGGAAGCUACAAAAGAUGGUCGUAGCCUGUCAGAUUUCAAGUAUGCUUGUGUUGGUUAUUCACUUUUCCUAGAUAAGAAAGAUAAUACUGCUGAAAAGCCAGAGAACCAAGCAGAAUUGCCAUUUUGUGUGGGCAUAGAGAUAUUGGCGGACAGAAGAACUUCAACUGCUGGUCAUAUUCCUGCAAAUGUUAACAAGGAAGUAGAUGCUACACUACAUUCUCAGCCACACGCACACCGACCAGCUCAGCAUUCAGUGGAUGAAUUCUUCGACAGGUUUAGAAAGAAUGCUGGGGUGGUGGCCUCAGGUGUAGCUAGGAACCUGAACAAAGUGGGCAACUACAUAGGAAAACAUUGAUGACAUUUUGUAUCCUUAUCGCAAGCCACCCAAGUAAAACCUUUUGUUGACUAACAACGCAGAUGCCAAUUGUUUGAACUUUGUUUCUUUCCAUUCCAUGUUCAAUAAGCUCAAUUCUACCUGGAUGCUGCAUAUGAGUUUGGCCAUUGCUGGUAGUAACCACAAGGCCAAUGUAAGCAGCGCUGGAGCACUUGCACUCGAGUUCAAAGUUUCGUCAUCUGUUGCAUGUAUUUUACUUUUCUAGUGAUAACAUGUAAAGUUUAUCCAUUGAAACUUCUUUAUAAUAUGGACUUUAUUAA
This is a messenger RNA of Musa acuminata AAA Group (dessert banana), 1054 nucleotides long. RefSeq lists its product as uncharacterized. The coding region runs from base 177 to 755 and encodes 192 amino acids. Lineage: Eukaryota; Viridiplantae; Streptophyta; Magnoliopsida; Zingiberales; Musaceae. The record is from RefSeq and is a predicted model, not a curated record. The transcript is spliced from 5 exons.